This is a messenger RNA of Mucor mucedo, 831 nucleotides long. RefSeq lists its product as uncharacterized. Gene Ontology annotation, biological process: mitotic DNA replication initiation. NCBI's taxonomy places the organism in Eukaryota, Fungi, Mucoromycota, Mucoromycetes, Mucorales, Mucoraceae. Gene Ontology annotation, cellular component: GINS complex. The record is from RefSeq and is a predicted model, not a curated record. The transcript is spliced from 7 exons. The coding region runs from base 91 to 666 and encodes 191 amino acids.
UAUAUUUGGAAUACGUGUUUUAUUCGAAUACGCGUUGUUUUUUUUUUUGCUACACAUAUAAUUUUUUUUUUUUUAUUUUUCUAAAAAAAAAUGGACCUUGACGAAUAUUACAACAUUGACAACAUCUUGGCUGAACAAAUUAGAAUACCUUGUAUAGCUCUUCAUGAUUACGCGGCAGAGACCAACUUGUUGGGUGACGGACAACCCGUGGACCGUAAUCAACGAUUUGAACUACCUUUCUGGAUUGCCAAACCCAUGGCUCAAUUCACAUUACCAGGCAACAUGGUAGAAAAUUCACUCAUUUCCAUCGAGUUACCAAAGACGUUUGGCACACGUGUAAGAAAUGCGUUGGAUGCCAGUGCCAGUAAUGUGGAUUUUCGAUUAUUGUGUCCUUAUUUUUACUUGUUUGGUCUUAAAUUAUUGGAUUUGGUGGUGGAUAAACCUCUAGCCAUAGCCUUGAGAACGGCGUUUAGAGCGAGGCUUUUGGAUAUCACAGAUUUCUCUCAGACAUUAGGUGCUAGUGCUGGUCAAGAGUUUUUACAGAAAUUAGAUGAAACCGAGAAAGAAAUUUAUAAAGCGGGUCAGGAAAGUGCAAUACAGUUUAGAAAUUGGACAAAUCGAUCCAUUCAUCUCAUCAAGACCGCCAAUAUCACAAGGCCUCAAUAAGUUUAUUUUUUUACACAGACAUUCGGAGAGACAAAACUUUUUGAGAAAGCGCGAUUGACCAAUGAAAUCACCUUAUACAUGAAACGUGUAAUAAAAUUAAAAAAAAAAAAUUAAAAAGAAAAAGCUUUACCUUUCUAUUUUUUUCUUCCGAGCCAGUGACCAUGA